This is a messenger RNA of Pelobates cultripes (western spadefoot toad), 366 nucleotides long. NCBI's taxonomy places the organism in Eukaryota, Metazoa, Chordata, Amphibia, Anura, Pelobatidae. The record is from the annotation of a GenBank genome assembly.
AUGCAGGCCGACACAAUAGGCCGCAUUCAAACCCUACAACAACAAAUGGAGAGCAUGGAAGCCCGAAUGGCGGACUACGAGGAUAGAGCACGCCGGAACAAUCUGAGGCUGCGGGGGUUUCCGGAAUCUGUCCUCCAAGAUGACCUACCGCUUUUCGUGAGGGGCCUUCUCCAUGCUUAUGGGCCAGAUAUCCCGAUGGACAUGCUCCUAGUAGACAGAGCACACAGGGUACCGAAGCCCAAGUACUUACCUGACUCCACUGCCCGAGAUGUCCUCAUCAGGGUACAUUUUUACCACAUUAAAGAAAUAAUCCUCAAAACGUACCACAGUAAACCACAGCCACGAUGGAAGUCACGACGGAAUUAA